AUGUUUAAGUCAUCAGUGGUUGCGAGCGCUGUUCUCUUGUCUGGGUUCGCCAACGCGUUUUACGACUCGGUACCGUUUUUGGCAUGGUCCAAUCACCCCUCCCUCGUCAUCGACGCACUAAUGGAGCAAAACCCAACGGUGCCAUCUCAUGCACAGAUUCUCAACUCUCUGAUGAGCACUGACGAGCUAUGCUCGCUCGACGCCAUGAUCGUGAUUGGACAACCGGGCUUGCACGCCAAUAAACUCUCGUCUCUACCCCAUAAAUCGCAUUUGAAAACGCGAUUGCAACAAGCCCCGGCCAAAGUCCACUUCCCGUACAUUCCAGCUCCAGCGUCCCUGAGACAGAUGUUGUUGCUCGUGACGUUGCCGCAUUGUGUGGAUUUGCGGCAGAUGAAUGGUCGCUCGGAAGCUCCUACCACGGAACCUCGAAGCGUGUUAUUUAUUUCGAUUUACCAGAGUCAACUGAGAAGUUUUGGAGCUCGGAUGUUCAACUCUUACGCCAUUUUCUUGUCCGGUACCUCGAGCUCAGUUUCGACCCUUGUUACCAAACGCCAGCAACCAAACUCCCUUAGUCGCCCCAACUUUGUUGAUCAACCUCAUACUAUUACCACUUUCGCCAACGCAACUCUCCCUACUGGUGGUAUCCUUGCUCGCUAUCAACUUCUCACCCCAGGUCUCUUGACUGCUCUGAUCAUUGCUUUCGGGCUCCUCAUUCCGCUGCUCAUGGUUGGAAUCAACGCCCUAGCUGGUAUUCAGAGCCCUCUCCGCACUGAAUCGCCCAAGGGGCCCAGUCUGGAGAAAAAGAACCAGUAG
Messenger RNA from Rhizoctonia solani, 813 nucleotides. RefSeq lists its product as uncharacterized. The transcript has 4 exons. NCBI's taxonomy places the organism in Eukaryota, Fungi, Basidiomycota, Agaricomycetes, Cantharellales, Ceratobasidiaceae. The record is from RefSeq and is a predicted model, not a curated record. Gene Ontology annotation, cellular component: endoplasmic reticulum membrane. Gene Ontology annotation, biological process: fungal-type cell wall biogenesis; (1->6)-beta-D-glucan biosynthetic process. The coding region runs from base 1 to 813 and encodes 270 amino acids.